Molecule: messenger RNA, 2236 nt
Organism: Danio aesculapii
Lineage: Eukaryota; Metazoa; Chordata; Actinopteri; Cypriniformes; Danionidae
Exons: 5
Coding region: 349-966 (205 amino acids)
Source: RefSeq, a predicted model, not a curated record
GCUGUGUGUAUAUUUGCAGGCCUGCGCAUGCGCGGUUCGCUUUGUGUACUUUCAUAUUGAUUCGCUUCAUCUCGGCUCAGUUCAUUCCGCGUUUAAAACGGCAGAGAUGAGCUCUUGUUUACUGUAUAUUUAACAAACGUUGAGCGUGUUUUACAUGCGGACAGCAUGACCAUCUUUAUUCUGCUCCAGGAUGACACGAGCAGAUUAUCGACGCUUUGUUGUUUGUUGUGUGUCAAAUAACAUCGCUUAUAAAAUGCGGAUGAUCCUCCGACUGUAACUGAACAGAAUUACUGCGUUUAUGAGGAACCAUAAAAGCUGAAAGUGUGCAGAAGCAUUUAGUGUAUAAGCAUGACCCUGGCGAUGACCCCAGCCGCCGUGUGCCAGUGCUUCACUCUAGUGUCUCUCUGCACCUCCAUCGCAGACCCGAACUGGAUCCAGAUCGUGAACCGCACUGAUGCAAACAACAAACUGAUGUACGGCGUGGCCUUCACACUGCACGCCUACCAGAACCGCACAGACACAGGUCCUCUGGGAGGGCUGAACGGAUGGGGAAUGUGGCUGCUGUAUUUGCUGACCGCUCUCUGCUACAGCGCCGUCCUGUUGUCCAGCUCUUCAUUUCUGCUGGAUUUCCUCAAAGCUGCAGUCAGUCAAUCCAGGCUGAUUACAGCACUGCACGUCUCUACAGCACUGAACUGUGUUGCGGUCCUAGGUGUGUGUGUGGCCUGUGUGUGUGUUAUCAAACACAAUCUGCAGCGAGGGAAACACGUCUCUCUGUUAAACCUCACUGAAGGCAGUCCAGAACUCUCCGUGUCUCCUGGAGAAAGUCUUUAUAUCCAGAUCCUGGGGCUGAUUUUCUCUUUACUGGCGUGUGUUUGUGCACUGCGGCCCCGAGCUCAACCCAUCAGACUGCAUGCAGAGGGAGCAGACAGCGAUACGGAGCCUCUGAUUGGUGGAGCCGAGGAGUAAUCAAACAGGUUUAUGUAUGUUCAAAAGGUGUUUUCCAUCCUUUAUUUUUAUGCACAUAUUGGAUUAUUGCAGUAAGGGUUAGGGCUCAGUGGUUAGCACUGUGGCCUCACAGCAAGAAGGUUGCUGGUUCGAGUCCCAGCUGUAUCAGUGUGCAUUUCCCUGUGGACUUUGCAUGUUCUCCCCAUGUUGGUGUGGGUUUCCUCCGGGUGCUCCGGUUUCCCCCACAGUCCAAACACAUGCGCUAUAGGGGAACUGAUCAACUAAAUUGGCUGUAGUGUGUGUGUGAGUGUGUAUGGGUGUUUUCCAGUACUCUGUUGCGGCUGGAAGGGCAUCCGCUGCGUAAAACAUAAGCUGGAAUAGUUGGCGGUUCAUUCCGCUGUGGUGACCCCUGAUGAAUAAAGGGACUAAGCUGAAGGAAAAUGAAUGAAUGAAUGAAUGUUGGGAUUGUCAAUAUUUGACCCAAUGUUUCAUUAGGACAACCCUGCAGAUUUUAGAAACGUCAUUAACAAGAUCAGUCAAGGUCAAUACCAGAGUAAAAAAUACAUCAAUUAUUAAACUAAAAACUAUAUUAUAAAUUAAAUUAUAAAAUUAAACUACUAGGGUCAUCUAAGGGCCCUAUCAUACACCCGGCGCAAGGCGCGACGCAAUAGUUGUUUGCUAGUUUCAGCUUGGUGCAAGAGUGGUUUUGACGUGUUGCGCCACGCUGUUUAAAUAGGCAAUGCAUUUGCGCUCAUAUGUGCGCCCAUAGGCGUUCUGGUCUAAAAAAGGAGGCGUGUUGAGGCGCAUUACUGGCGCGUUGCUAUUUUGAGGAACUUGAAUAGAUGGUUCAAUAGAUCAGAUCAAAGCCGGUCUAUAGUCCAGCACAGAGCGCGUUAGUUAUGCGCCUCUCUUACACAUUGCUUAAUACACACAGGGUGUACAGCAAUAUACAAAUAUCUUUACAAAUGAAAAAGAAUUAAAGGAAUAAAAUAUUACAAACAUUAUGAUAAAUAUAAAAACCACACUUUCAUGCCUUCAUCAUCUCGGGGGGCUUUUCCAGUUUAUUCAUAACAAUUUGCUUUUGUAUAAUGUUAUCAUUAUUAGCAGUAUUAUUUAUUAUCUGCAGAUUUAUAUUUGUUUUAUUAAAAACAAGCUUAGAUUUGUCCACCUGUCAGGUUUUAGACCAUAUGGGUCACAGCAUGUGUAUUAGGAUAUAACUCAGUGUUUUGAACACACUUCAUUAUUAUUGUUCAUUUAUUCCUUUGCUGGAGAUUAGAACUGAAUUUAGAAA